Messenger RNA from Rhopalosiphum maidis (corn leaf aphid), 5407 nucleotides. RefSeq names its product serine protease lint (gene flz). The record is from RefSeq and is a predicted model, not a curated record. Gene Ontology annotation, biological process: proteolysis. The transcript has 7 exons. Gene Ontology annotation, molecular function: serine-type endopeptidase activity. NCBI's taxonomy places the organism in Eukaryota, Metazoa, Arthropoda, Insecta, Hemiptera, Aphididae. The coding region runs from base 532 to 4173 and encodes 1213 amino acids.
UCCUCUCGUCAUUAGCCGGCCGGCCGCUGUACGAUCCGCGCUCCGCUCUGUUCCGCUCCGGACGCGUAAAUAUAAUAUUAUAAUAUUAUAUUAUUCCGUCUGUACACGGUAUUGCAAACCGAGAGCGCGAGUUGUCCACCGACCUUUCGAGUCUUGCGUUUCGGUUGACUCCGGACCUCCGUCGUCGUCGAUUCGAUACGAUCAAUUUUUUUUCUUUCGAUUUUUUGAUUUUCGUUUUUUCCCCCGAAGUUUUCGACUUCCGGCCUCCGCCAGGCCGCACCACCGCUGACACAUCGUCACCGGUCGACCAGCGUUCUCGACAUUGAUAAACACUACAGUGGCGACAGUCAGAGCGAACCGCCCCGCAUCGUCGCUCGGAAACAAAAGAAAAUCGUCUGUAAACGACGGGAAAACAUGAACAAAAUCACGUAAAAUCGCCCGCAGCACUGCAAUUAGAUCGCGGAUCCUCGUGCAGUCGAUUCCUUCAGAUCGCAUACAAAUUGGAGCACGGUGACUGAAUGAUACCUCAGCAUGUCCCAGGAUCGCUUGACCGCUCUUCGGCUACUGUCGUACUGUUGGCUGACCGUCAUGUUGCUGUCCAACACUUUGGCAUUUAACGUCGUCUACAACAAAGAACCGUUGUCGUCUUCAUCGUUUCAGUCAUCCUCUUUCUAUCAGACCGGUAGCAGGAAAUUUGGUGGCUACCGAAUCGUACCCCGCGCGUGCAAAGACGAAUCUCACCCGUUCAAGAACGAUGUGUCCAUCACCACCCCCACGGGAACCGGAUCCGGAACCGGCGUGUGCAUGUUCAACUACGAGUGCACGCAACUGGGCGGUUCGGUGGUUGGGUCGUGUGUAGACGUGUUCCUGUUCGGUGCCUGUUGUCGACUUCCGGCUGGCGUAAAAGUGCCCGCCGCAGUCGAGCAAAGCGCGUCCACGGCCACGGCCGCCACCGCGACCGUCGCCACAUCGACGCCGGGCUAUCACUACAACGACCUACCACCGCUAUCGUUUCAACAGCCGGUGGCCGACACCAUACUGUUGCACCGAAACGGGUCGGCCGUGCAAAACACUUACAGGCCGGACGACUUGUUCGGUAACUUCACGGCCUUGAUGCAGGCCCACCGCGACCGAUUGCCGUCGGCGGCCGACAUGACGGACGUCGUGCAGCAACAGUACACCACGGAUGGCGGUUACCACCAGUACCAUCACCAUCAGCACCGACCGCCACCGUUCGCCGACCACAAGAUUACGUCCAAAGUGGAUUACGGCGACGCGGCCACUGUCAAGCUGCAGACGUUGCAGUCGUAUUCGUCGUCGUCGUCGUCACCGGUGUCGAAAUCAACGGACUCGGUGCCCAAUAUCCGGAAGACGACUCCGUCCGCGGCUACCGUCCAGGCGACCACGUCAAAACAGGGUUACGGCGUCGCGCAUCACCACAACAACCACAAACACCAACACCCGUCGUCGGCCGCCGACGAGUAUUACGACAAUAUGGUUUUGAUACCCACGCUGACGGUCAACGACCCCAACGUUAAGGAAAACAACUCCAUCAACCACAUACUGUCCAUACUCAAUUACACGCCGCCCGCGCCGGACAGGCACCACGCCGACCCGAUGGACGCGUCGCCGUCGUACGUCGUUCACCAGGUGCAGUCGAGCAGCUCGCCGCCGACGUCACCGCAAGCGCUGUACACUUGGGGCUCCAUCGACGGCGGCGAUUCAAAGUCACCGGGUUACGGGUCGUCCACGUUCCCGGUUACCAGGCCCUCGUCGACGUCCGCGCAGCAACACUACGACCGGCCGGCCACUAGUUAUUACGGCUCGACGCCGUCCACCACUUCCACCACGUCCAGCCACCACUUGCCAGGACCGCACUUCCACGUGCUGUCCACGACCACGACCACGGCCAAGCCGUUCGAACCGGCGGCGCCCACCGUCAUAGUGCUAAGCCCUGCAAAUGAUUUGAAAAAUCCCAACAAGUACACUACGCCCGCGUCCACGGUGUACGCGACCGCCUCGUCGUCGUACCGUCCACCGCCCUCGUCGCACGUCAAACCUUCGCAGAGCAUCAUCGUGACCGGAAAACCGUCAGUGAGCGCCGCAUACACGACCACGGCCACUUAUCAUCACCCACAGCAACACCAUCACCAUCAGCAAGACGUGUCUUUCGUGCCGGUCAGCUCGACCACCAUGGCCGACAAAUAUUACAACUCCAACUAUCAACCGACCGUCGGUGCUGUACACACGUCGGCCAAGCCGCUGGUGUCCACCAACUACGGACACAGGCCCUCUACCACUACGACGACGGUCGUGCCACCGUCGACGGUCAGCUCCAACAAUAAUGUGUUUACCACCGUCAUCACUUCGGUGAACCAUCAGUAUCACAACAAGUUCCAGCCAACGGCUACGGGUAGCGGUAGCUCGAGCUUGUAUACGACGGCCAAACCAGUGGUGAACGACGGGGGUGCGGUGGCCGUGCUCCAGUCGUCCAGCGGUGGUUACAAACCCUUGUCCGCCGUCGACGAAGAUUAUCCGACGCCCGUCGUGACGCCGGCCACGCAGGUGUUCAUCACCGCCUCUGAUGUACAUCAUCUGCAGCAGCAUCACAUCCAGCAGCAGAUCCACCAACAUCUGCAGCAUCACACGUCGUCGUCUUCGUACCCGGCCACCGCGGUGCACGGGUCCACCGCUGACGAUGACCCGAACGCCGUUCCGUUCAACUCCACAGACACUUUCGCUUUCCCACCGGUUCGCGACCCGAACGUCAACCUGACGGCAGCCACGCAACAGGAAAAACCGGACGUAACCGUCGUUGACGCGGCCGGCGAUUACGACGCCGACGCCGAUCCCAACCCACACUUGACGGCCGACGACAACCUGGACGACAAGGUCCACCUGUUCGUCGAGAAAGUCGUCCAAUCGCUGCAGGGAAAUUUCGAAGACCUGGAAAAGGUCCUGAUGUCCGGUGACCCGUCAUCGUCCAACGUGACCGUCGCCAACGAUGACUCGGCAAGCUGGCCGAACAAGAAGCCGGCGACCGCUACUCCGACGGCCGCUACGACUACGAAGAAACCGUCUAAACCCGCUACCGCUAAGCCCACAAAACCGUCGCCGCAGCCCGUCAAGUGGACCAGUACCUCUACGUACCGGCCGACGCCCAUCGUUCCGCUCCAGGACUCUGCCCCGUUCCUGGAAGUGACCACCGUGUCGCGUCCGGUCAAAUACCCGACCUUGCUCACCCCCGUCCAGCUUUUCCAGCCUACCACGUACGCCACGGACAACAAACGGCCGACCAAGCUACCAGUCAAGCUGACGCCUUCUACGACGGUCGUGCUGGACACGCUAAACGUCGAAAAUGAACAUCACACUACCGCUGAACCGGACUACAGAAAAACGUGCGGAGUGCGGCCUUUGGUGAGGAAAGGCGGUCGGAUCGUCGGCGGAACAGGUUCGACAUUUGGCGAAUGGCCGUGGCAAGUGUUAGUCAGGGAAGCCACCUGGCUGGGACUGUUCACCAAAAACAAAUGCGGCGGCGUAUUGAUCACUCAACGACACGUCAUAACUGCCGCCCACUGUCAACCCGGAUUUUUGGCGAACCUGGUAGCCGUGUUCGGCGAGUACGACAUCAGCGGCGAGGUCGAGUCCAAGCGGAGCAUCAGCAAGAACGUGAAACGCGUCAUCGUCCAUCGGCAGUACGACGCGGCGACUUUCGAAAACGACAUAGCCCUUCUGGAACUCGAAUCGCCGGUCAACUACGAUCAGCACAUCGUGCCCAUUUGCAUGCCGGACGACGAAGACGACUUCACGGGACGCAUGGCUGUGGUCACGGGAUGGGGACGAUUGAAAUACGGAGGUGGAGUUCCGAGCAUCUUGCAAGAAGUGCAAGUUCCUAUAAUUGAAAACCAAGUAUGCCAGGACAUGUUUGAGACAGCAGGACACACAAAGACCAUACUUAGCAGCUUCUUAUGUGCCGGUUACGCCAACGGACAGAGAGAUUCUUGCGAGGGUGACAGUGGCGGGCCUCUGAUGAUCGAAAAGGACAACGGCCGCUGGACGUUGAUCGGAACAGUGUCACACGGUAUCAAGUGCGCCGCACCGUAUCUUCCGGGCGUCUACAUGAGGACCACGUACUACAAACCGUGGCUGCAGACCAUCACGGGCGUACAGUAGACGACACAUCAUCGCAGAAUCGUCAAUACUAUUAUUGUUAUUGUUUGUUGUUGUUGUAGUUGUUGUUAUUGUUGUUAUGAUUUUAUGGUCACACCGUUAUAAGGUAUGAUAUAAUAGUAAUUAUUAUAUGUCAAAUAAAAUAUAGGAUCCCGAACCCCUCUUCAUAUAACAGCAGACCACAUAUCAUCGCGCAUCUAUAUCUUAAAAUAAUAAUAAUAUUAUUUAUCGAUUAACAUGACGAAGCCCACAGCGUGUACACGCAUUAUGCAUUCAGUUUUGGGUAAGUUACUUAACAAAAGUAGUGGGAUCAGGUUAUUCUGUACAACGAGUAAAAAGUCACUAUAAAAUAAUUUAUCUAUUUAUCAUCGAUAUUAUAUUGAAAACAACGAAAUUACGGUAGGUACCUUAUCAAUUGUUACAAAACAAACUACACCAUUAAUUUUACCUAAAAUUUGUUUCUUGAUUUAAAAUAAAAAAUUUUAAUCUAAAAACAAAACUAUUUUGAAUAUACAUAAUAAUUUUUUUUAAUUUUUUUUUUUAUUUAUUCAGAAUAAAAUUAUGUUUUGCUUUUUGAAAUAUAAUUAGAGUAAUAGAUUGUAACUGUGAAUAAUAAUUGAAAAUCAAACAUAGACAGCACGAUAAAUAAACUGUAAUAACGUGUAUCUCUAUAUGUGUGUGUGUGUGUGUGUGUGUGUGUGUGGAUUGGUAUAUAGAAAUUCCUUCGACGACCACAUAAGGCAUAUUAUCUAAAUGUUUAGCGAGUAUAUAGUAGAGGAGCUUUGAUGAAAAACGUAGUCGCCCGUCGACCUAAGGAUACAGAGAAAACAAAUCGUGGGUAGAGUGAUGGGAAACAGAUUGAAAAUUUAAAAUACCGACAUACAGCUAAUAAUAAUAUAUUAAACAAUAUAUAUCAUAAAUGUGCUAGAUUGUAAUAUCAUAACACAGCUGACAAACGUAUAUAUUAUAUAUUUACCUCGCCGACGAUUUGUACUAUUAUUCUCAUCGAUUCGAUUGUUUUACACGAUUUUCCACUAUUGCAUGUGAUAAUCAUAUUGACGACGUGUAUACAUCAUAUGUUGUAUACCCGUUCAAUUAAACAUCAUAGUCAUCAGAAUACAAUUUCGCCAUAAUUUAUCACUGUAAAUUAUUAUUUAUUUAUUUGUUUAUUUAUUUAUAUAUAUAUAUAUAUAUUAUAAUUGUACAUUUUAUUUUCAUUUUUGUAACUUAAUACGAU